AUUGACUGAUAAGUCGACACCAAUCACGCAGUAUAAGAGUCGUAGUAACUUCCUACAAACAAAAUCUGAGCAACAAUAAGGUUAGAAGAUAAAAAUGCGUUCAGAAAGCAAGAUUCAAAACCUCGAAAGGCACACCGAUCCUUCUAUGAUGUACUCAAUCGCAAGAUUCUUCGUUCUAUAUUUUACGACUCUAUUCUCCCUUGAUACUGUCUCCGCAGCGCGGUCAUCGCCUUUCAGCAUUAGCAAUCCACAAAUACCAGAAUCUAUGCGACGGGGCCGGAGUGAUUAUGGCGAAGGUCACAGCAUUGGCUACCGGCUCGACCCGGGCGGCCCAGCAACUCGACGAGGAGGGUUUAAUGGUGGCGGUUCUGCUUCAGACAUUAAUAUACCUGCGUGCAAAAAUUGUCCCACGAAUGCUGCACCAAAGCUUGGGUGAAUUGAGAAGGAUCUGAUUAGAUGCUCGAUAUCUCCCUGGAGAUGCUUAUCACUUCGGGAUUGCUUAAUAUGCCCAGCUGUAUCUGCAUUGCUUUUACGGGGCGGGAAGAUAACUAAGGCUAAUUAAUCUGUCGGAUUCAAACCAUCUCAGACACAGAAUUACUUUAAUUGGACUCAUUGAGCAAAG
Molecule: messenger RNA, 622 nt
Organism: Verruconis gallopava
Lineage: Eukaryota; Fungi; Ascomycota; Dothideomycetes; Venturiales; Sympoventuriaceae
Exons: 1
Coding region: 95-436 (113 amino acids)
Source: RefSeq, a predicted model, not a curated record